UUUGUCAACCUGGAAGCCUGGCUUGGUCAAUCUUUCGCAGCACGAGAGGCUCAGUCACCACCACCAAGUCAAGUCUCGCGAUACCACCCAACAAACCGCCAAUAUGCCUCGUGGACUCAAUGCGGCGCGCAAGUUGCGCAUGAACCGUAAGGACCAGAAGUGGGCCGACCUCGGAUACAAGAAGCGCGCCCUCGGCACCGCUUUCAAGUCCUCCCCCUUCGGUGGUUCCUCUCACGCCAAGGGCAUCGUCCUCGAGAAGGUCGGUGUUGAGGCCAAGCAGCCCAACUCUGCCAUCCGAAAGUGUGUUCGUGUUCAGUUGAUCAAGAACGGCAAGAAGGUCACUGCUUUCGUCCCCAACGACGGUUGCUUGAACUUCGUCGACGAGAACGACGAGGUCCUCCUGGCCGGUUUCGGUCGCAAGGGCAAGGCCAAGGGUGAUAUCCCCGGUGUCCGCUUCAAGGUCGUCAAGGUCUCUGGUGUCGGUCUGCUCGCUCUGUGGAAGGAGAAGAAGGAGAAGCCCAGAUCCUAAACGGGAGGCUUCGCGAAGCAUGGGAAGGCAGUGGAAGAAAAUUCGGCACUCGGAGUUUUACGCUUGCAUUGGCAUCAAUGGGUUAUGGUCCUGAUACUGCGGGUAGACUUUGGUCGAUGAAAUAAAACAUCAUGAAAGUCACCUGACAUGCGGCAUUUCACACAUUACACAAAAAUGGGGUUAUCGGGCGUGAACAAGAAUCAUUAUGUUUCGAUUCUAUGUGCUAUGAAUACAGAUGUUGGUACAAUUUUGUUCUCCCUUCGCAAUUGCCGUCUCCGAGCAUCGCGUCUGC
Messenger RNA from Colletotrichum destructivum, 821 nucleotides. RefSeq names its product Putative small ribosomal subunit protein uS12. Lineage: Eukaryota; Fungi; Ascomycota; Sordariomycetes; Glomerellales; Glomerellaceae. Gene Ontology annotation, molecular function: structural constituent of ribosome. The record is from RefSeq and is a predicted model, not a curated record. Gene Ontology annotation, biological process: translation. Bases 104 to 529 code for a protein of 141 amino acids. Gene Ontology annotation, cellular component: ribosome; cytosolic small ribosomal subunit. The transcript is spliced from 3 exons.